Nerophis lumbriciformis (worm pipefish) is the source of this 2292-nucleotide messenger RNA. NCBI's taxonomy places the organism in Eukaryota, Metazoa, Chordata, Actinopteri, Syngnathiformes, Syngnathidae. The record is from RefSeq and is a predicted model, not a curated record.
AUGGAAACGGCGACAGCCGAACUAAGUGCCGCUCUGCUGAUGUCGCCUCCGCAUGCGGAGGUGACAUUCGUAUCCGAGCUGUCGUCCAAGCCAGCUCAGAAGUUGUCAAAGUACAGCUGGUAUGGAAACGCAAGGUUGCAUAGGUUUCAUAUACCAGAGGAGACUGCCAUCGCCCGCUGGCUCUUCACAGUAACCAAGGGUCACAGCUUUUCCUGCACAGAGCGGAAUGUCUCAAUCCAUAUGCGACAGGGUGCUCCUCCGGUCAUAAACCCGACUGGCACAGUGUUUCCAAACAUGACCGUGUGGAGUCACUGUCACUCCCUGACCGUCCCAGUGAGCGCACUCAGCGCAGUAACAUUUAACCUCUCAAAUCCUGCACCCGGGGACUGGUUUGUUGCCACCCACUUGCCUGAAGAUGAUGGGCGCAUUGAGCAAAAGGGCUUCCCAUCUUGCUACUACCUUUUCCAGCCUCAGCUCUCCAUCAGGAGGGCCGUUGACACACCCAUUAUACAGCCGGGAAUGUUGCUCCAACAGACUGCUGCGCCUAAGAACCCUGCACGCCUUAAGUUGUAUGUUCCACAGUUUGCAUCGUCUCUUUCCGUGUCUGUGGAAGAUUGUUCCUCAAUGGAGGGUCCAAGAAGGAGCAAGUGUUCUGUGGCUCUCAGCCUUGGCUCAGACUCUCUUCAGGAUCGUCCGAAAAAAGUAAACUGCUUUGGGACUCGCUGUUCUGCUUUUCUCAGCAACCCGCCUUGGGAUACCUGGUUACGUGUUGUGGUGGAAAGCAUUCAAGACAACCAAACAGUGACCUUUAGCAUUAUCUCAAACUACACAGUGGGCUGUAAGCCAAAAAGCGUAGGCCUGGAAGUUGAUAAAGGCAGCAACAGCAGCAAUACCAACUCUCCAUUAACACGCAACAGCGCUACGACAAUAAAGACUACCGCCUUCAACAGUGAUUCAGGAUCACCGGUUUUGUUGUCUUCUGCGUGUGUAUGGAACAUCCCUGUGCUCUUUGAGGAGACAGACAUUCUCUCACUCCGCUUCACUCCAGUGAAUGGACCCAACGUCAGUGUCAGAGCAGCACACCCCACGCUUCUUACAUACCCUCUGCCUGCACAAGUCACCGGUGGGACACUCAACCUGCAGCUUACACUCAACACUACUAAUAUAACAUUGGGGAACAGCAGCACAGUGGUGGCCUGUCUCUCUCCCCGAGCACCAGUCCUUCAACUCAACGGAUCCCUACCAUGCCGCACAGCUUUGUUUGGAGGGUAUGGCGUUAAUGUGAACACCAGCUUUCCCAAAGCCGCAGUCCGGCUGCCCUUCCCGCAGUCGGCAACAUGGUACCUCACUUUGCAACUAAUGUGCAACAGCAGUGACUGCGGCAAUAUGUCUGCAGUGUCCGUGGAACCGGAGGUUUUUGUCAGCGCCUGUGUCGAGGACUGUGGCGCAUUUGGUGAAUGUAGACUGCUCAGGUCCUACACCUUCCUGUAUGCUGCAUGUGUGUGCAAGGCUGGUUGGAGGGGUUGGGGCUGCACCGAUGACUCGACAGCACAGCCUCUCACCCGCCAGUUCGCAGCUACUCUCUUGCUAACCCUCAGUAACCUCAGCUUCCUGCCUGCAAUAGUGGUUGCCAUCAAACGCUUCUAUAUCACAGAAGCGUCAGUCUACCUCUUUACCAUGUUCUUUUCUACGUUUUACCAUGCCUGUGACCAGCCAGGUAAAGUCGUGCUGUGCAUCAUGAGCUAUGACACUCUCCAGUACUGUGACUUCCUCGGGUCUAUUUGUUCCAUAUGGGUCACAAUUUUGUGCAUGGCUCGUGUCAGCAACAUAGUGAAAUAUACUCUCUUUCUUCUUGGGACUCUGCUUAUUGCCAUGUCACUGCAGCUGGACCGCAGAGGACUUUGGAACCUGCUGGGCCCCAUCCUCUCUGCAUUACUUUUCAUGGUGGCCAUUUGGGUAUGCCGUGGAGUUCAGCGACGCCAUUGUUACCCACCGUCCUGGCAGAGAUGGGUAUUCUACCUUCUCCCUGGAACGCUGUGUGCCUUCAUCGGGAUGUGUUUGUACAUUUUUGCCGAGACGGAAGACAACUACUACUACACGCAUUCAAUUUGGCACAUCCUCGUGGCCACCUGCGUGGUCUUCCUGCUACCACCGCGCGAAAGGAGCCUGGCUGCCGUCAACUGGACCAUGGGAUGGCGAAAGGAUUGGAAAUGGACGUGCCGCUGGACACCUCGCAUCUGUGGCUAUACGCUGUGCCCAAGCAGCAAAGAUGAGCUCAACACUGUCACUUAA